CUCGAUCAUCAUGGUGAUUGGCAACACUGCUAGGGCUUGACGAAGCUGUGAAGCCUCCCAGGGCUUAGGUCGUCCCGCAAUUCGUCUGGGGCUAUCUUUCCCACAGGCAUCAAGGCAAGUAAUCGAGGUUGGAUUGUCCGGGACAGUAAGGAGUGGACGCGAUGUUCAAGCGCAUAUUUGGACAAGGCUCGGGGGGUGGGGGCGGAGUCGGUCCCAAGCCCUCCGUCACUUCCACAGUUCGCACAGUGGACGCAAUCCAGAAGCUGGGAGAAACGGAAGAGCUCCUGGUUAAGCGGCGGUCUCUGCUUGAAAAGAAGAUUGCUCAGGAACUGGAGAAGGCAAAGGAAUACACCAAGGCCCAGAACAAGCGCGCUGCCUUGAUGGCCUUGAAAAAGAAGAAGAUGUACGAGACGCAGCUAGAGCAGUGCGAGAACAACAUUCUGCGCGUCAACGAGCAGCAGAUGAUGCUCGAGAACCAGCGCACCACUGUGGAGACAGUCACAGCGCUGCGCGACGCAGCACAGGCCAGCAAAUCCACCAUGUCCGAGAUGAAGAUCACCGACGUGGAUGCGGUGCUGGAUGAGAUCAAUGAGCAGACGGACCAGAUGCAGCAGAUUCAGGACGCCAUGGCGCAGCCCAUUGGCCCGGCCGCAGACAUGGACGAGGACGAGCUGCUCGGCGAGCUGGAGAACCUGGAGUCGGAGCAGUUGGACAACCAGCUGCUGGAGCCGGCGCCGGUGCCGACGGCGCGGCCUGCGCAGGCGGCGCGCCCGCAGGCGGCGAGCGCGAUGCCGAACGUGCCCCAGGGCCGCCCCGCGCAGGCGGCCAAGCCGGCCAAGACCCAGGAGGAGCUCGAGCUGGAGGCCCUGGAGCAGGAGAUGGCAGUCUGACCUGCGCGGUCGCCCCCCACUACUCGGAUUUGUAUAUUGCAAUGCUCCGCUCCGCUGGAAGUAGCUCGAUGAAUAGUGCUGUCGACUGUGGCGUCUUGAUGUGAGGGUGUUGUGCGCCCUGGAGAUUUGGCAAAGACCUCUGGGACUGUCGUGUGGAGGUCUGGGCGACAGAGCGCCCUUUUUGUGCUGUGUGGGCGUGGACGACAAUACAGAAGCCGCCUGAUGAUAUUUGUGAUGAUGCCCCACCCAGGCAAGCCGGCCCUUUUCUGUCAUGUGAGGGAAAUUUCAGCAGCGAAGGACUUCUUGGGGGUCUUGUAAAUUAGCUGGCCUGUGUAAAACUAGCAUCUCUUCCUG
Molecule: messenger RNA, 1244 nt
Organism: Coccomyxa subellipsoidea C-169
Lineage: Eukaryota; Viridiplantae; Chlorophyta; Trebouxiophyceae; Coccomyxaceae
Product: Snf7-domain-containing protein
Exons: 6
Coding region: 162-890 (242 amino acids)
Biological process (GO): late endosome to vacuole transport via multivesicular body sorting pathway; vesicle budding from membrane
Cellular component (GO): ESCRT III complex; multivesicular body; cytoplasmic side of plasma membrane
Source: RefSeq, a predicted model, not a curated record